This is a messenger RNA of Pelmatolapia mariae (spotted tilapia), 1961 nucleotides long. RefSeq names its product zinc finger protein 492-like. NCBI's taxonomy places the organism in Eukaryota, Metazoa, Chordata, Actinopteri, Cichliformes, Cichlidae. Bases 1 to 1107 code for a protein of 368 amino acids. The record is from RefSeq and is a predicted model, not a curated record. Gene Ontology annotation, molecular function: DNA-binding transcription factor activity, RNA polymerase II-specific; RNA polymerase II cis-regulatory region sequence-specific DNA binding. The transcript is spliced from 3 exons. Gene Ontology annotation, biological process: regulation of transcription by RNA polymerase II.
AUGGUUUGGCACUUAAUUUUACCCAUCAGAGACCAACAUGGAGCGAGAAGUCAGCGCUCUCAGGAGGCCGACAAACCUCACAGAAGAAAGCGAGAGAAAACCUACAGCUGUGAUGAGUGUGGGAAGGAUUUUACCCAGGCUGGACACUUAAAAACACACCAACUCAUCCACAGUGGAGUUAAACCUUACAGCUGUGACUUGUGUGGAAAGUCUUUUAACCGGGCUGAAAACUUAAAAACACACAAAGUCACCCACAGUGGAGUUAAAGCGUACAGCUGUGAGUUGUGUGGAAAGUCUUUUACCCUGGCUCAAAACCUAAAAACACAUCAACGCAUCCACGGUGGAUUUAAACCUUAUAGUUGUGAUUUUUGUGGAAAGUCGUUUACCCUGGCUGGAGAAUUAAAAACACACAAAGUCACCCACAGUGGAGUUAAAGCUUACAGAUGUGACUUGUGUGGAAAGUCUUUUACCCUGGCUCAAAGCCUAAAAACACACCAACGCAUCCACAGUGGAGUUAAACCUUACACCUGUGAACUGUGUGGAAAGUCGUUUACCCUGGCUGGAGACUUAAAAAGACACCAAGUCAUCCACAGUGGAGUUAAAGAUUACACCUGUGACCUGUGUGGAAAGUCUUUUAACCUGGCUCAAAACCUAAAAACACACCAACGCAUCCACAGUGGAGUUAAACCUUACAGCUGUGACCUGUGUGGAAAGUCGUUUACCCUGGCUGGAGACUUUAAAAGACACCAAGUCAUCCACAGUGGAGUUAAAGAUUACACCUGUGACCUGUGUGGAAAGUCUUUUGCCCUGGCUCAAAGCCUAAAAACUCACCAACUCAUCCACAGUGGAGUUAAACCUUACAGCUGUGGGUUGUGUGGAAAGUCUUUUACCCGGGCUGGAAACUUAAAAACUCACCAACUCAUCCACAGUGGAGCUAAAGAGUACAGAUGUAACUUGUGUGGAAAGUCUUUUGCCCUGGCUCAAAGCCUAAAAACUCACCAACUCAUCCACAGUGGAGUUAAACCUUACAGCUGUGACUUGUGUGGAAAGUCUUUUAAAUAUCAACAUCAGCUGAAAAAACACCAACAGAUCCACACCAGAAAGUAACUCUACAAGUGCAGUUACUGUGAGAAGUGGAGCAACGCACAUGGAUCCAGUUCUCAACCCUGUCGUCACUGUGGUGGUGGGAAAGAGUUUCUCUGUGACCUUUGCAGAAAACUUUCCAAUCAUCAACGGGACCUUAAAAAAACCCAUCAACGUAGACACACUGGAGACAAAAUGAAUGACUGCAAAGAAUGUGGGAGAGGCUUCCACACACCAAGUACAUUAAAAAUACAUGAACUCUUCCACAGUGGGGUCAAAAAGUACAUCUGUGACCAGUGUGGGUCAUCCUUCACCACUGGACAUAAUUCAAUAAAAUAGCAUAAGGGAAUCCACACAGGAGCGACACCAUACAAGUGCAGACACUGUGACAAAAGCUUCUCACAAUCAGGUCAUCGUAACAAACAUGAACGUUCACACAUGGAAGUGAACUUCAGCUGUGACCAGUGUGACAAGAGCUUCAGGAAUCUCAGUUCAUACUCCGAACACAAACGAUCCCACACUGUAAAUAAACUGUUUCACUGUUACCAAUGUGCAAAAACAUUCACUUCAUUAUCUGCUCUGUGCAAACAUCAGCCUGAUCAUGCAGGACUGAAAUCACUGGAUCACAAUGAAUCUGAAGAGAGAGAAAGAUCGUCUUAUGGUUUCAGGGUCAGACUUAAAAACCUUGAGAUCAGGCUCCACAGAGUUCAGAUGGAAUCUCCUGUAAAGAGUGUCAGCUGAUGUCACACUUGGAUCUGAUGAGGUAGCUCUGAUUUCUGGAGCUGCAGUGAAUAAUCCUGAAUGUUGCAUUUAGGAAGCUGCAUGUAUAGAUAUGCAUAUCAAGUUUAUGUUUUUUCCUUUGAGGGAUUUUAAUUCUC